UUUGGCCCUCAAAUCACGCGCAAACGACUCGUCUCGUUGCGUAGAUAUUGCUAGCACCCUUUAGAAGCCCCGCAAAAUUACCGGAAGGCUUUCAACGGAAGUUCACGCAUUGCCAAGGGCCACGACCGGUCGUGAACUCACCGACGACCAGAGGUCGGCGGUGUACCAUCGACUCCUGCAGCUCAAAAGCAACGGGCGUGUUGGCCAUGGAGAGAUGAAGAAUCUGAUGCAGUCCUUCAACAUCAGUCAGCAAACCAUCUCACGCAUCUGGCGGCGUGGAUGCGAGACAGCAGCUUCACUUGGAGUUGCAAAGUUCGGCUCCAAAAAAAAGGGACGGUGCGGGAGGCCACGCAAGUACAAGGACGAAGACGUUCAAAGUGCCGUCACCAGUGCACCAGCUCAUCUACGCCGCCUACAGAACAAUGGCAAAGGCCACUGGUGUCCCCAAGACGGCGCUGUGGCGCCUCGUCAAGGCCAAAAAGUUGAAUCGGCGCACAAGCCGUCUGCGACCAUUGCUCACACCACAAUAUCGUGUUGCGCGGUACAAUUUCGCAAAUUCGUUCAUUCGUGAUGGCUACUAAGGCCGCCGCCAGUGGCACGACAUGUUGGACUGUGUCCAUAUCGAC
Messenger RNA from Aphanomyces astaci, 626 nucleotides. RefSeq lists its product as hypothetical. The record is from RefSeq and is a predicted model, not a curated record. Bases 215 to 571 code for a protein of 118 amino acids. Lineage: Eukaryota; Oomycota; Saprolegniomycetes; Saprolegniales; Verrucalvaceae. The transcript has a single exon.